This is a messenger RNA of Aspergillus homomorphus CBS 101889, 2223 nucleotides long. Its product is annotated as transient receptor potential ion channel family protein. The coding region runs from base 1 to 2223 and encodes 740 amino acids. The transcript is spliced from 2 exons. NCBI's taxonomy places the organism in Eukaryota, Fungi, Ascomycota, Eurotiomycetes, Eurotiales, Aspergillaceae. The record is from RefSeq and is a predicted model, not a curated record. Gene Ontology annotation, biological process: fungal-type cell wall biogenesis; transmembrane transport.
AUGCGAUUAUCCUCCAUCUACUUCGGGCUUCUUCUCGCCUUCCUCAAUACCUUGCAGGUGACCGCCACCAGACUCAUCGAAUCUAGCGCCCUCAACCUCUGUCAAGAGACCAGCAACUUCACGGUUACAUACUUUAGUGUCGUAUUUACGCCCGGCAAUCGUUCGCUCUCCUUUAGCUUCGAUGGAGUGUCAGCAAUCUCCGGCUAUGUCAAUGCGGAAUUGCAGCUCACGGCCUACGGCAUCAAUGCCCUGUCGAUGAAAUUGGACCCAUGUAAAAUGGGUAUCGCCGGUCUUUGUCCUAUGAAUACCGGAGCCAUUGAUGUCCCUAAAGCCGCAAUGACCGUUCCCGAGUCUGUCAUCAAAGACAUCCCAGGAAUCGCCUAUACUGUCCCCGAUCUCGACGCCAGAGUGCGUAUCUAUAUCAACUCCACGGAGACCAACACUAGCAUCACCUGUAUGGAAGCAGCCCUCUCCAACGGUCAGACCGUUUAUCAAAAGGGUGUCGGCUGGGCAACCGCCGUCAUCUCUGGAUUAGGUCUGGCUGCCUCUGCCAUCACCUCGGGCUUGGGACACUCGAAUACCGCUGCCCAUGUCGCAGCCAACGCCCUGUCUCUGUUCAGCUUCAUGCAGUCUCAGGCCAUGAUUGGCAUGACAUCGGUGCACAUGCCCCCGAUCGUUGAAGCUUGGACGCAGAACUUCCAGUGGAGUAUGGGUAUCAUCCAUGUCGGCUUUUUGGAGGAUAUCUGUACCUGGUAUCAAAGAGCCACCGGAGGCACCGCCGCGACGCUUUUGUCGAGUUUGUCGACAACCUCGGUCGCAACCUAUAAACGCAGAAAGCGUUCUCUCGAGGAACAAGGCGUCUUCCGCCGAGCGAGCGGCUAUCUGAACUACAUGCGCAAGCGCGCGUCAGGGACCAGCAAGACGGCGACCGACUCUACUGUCAUUGUGCGAGGUAUCGAGCGCGUUGGCUUCACGGCCAAGAUCGAAUCGACAAACAUCUUCAUGACAGGUCUCAUUUUCUUCGUUGUCUUUGUUGCUUUGGUCAUGAUUCUCGUUGGCCUUUUCAAGCUCGGCUGUGAGCUAUUGGCCAAGCAUGGUAGGAUGAAGAGCAACAAGUUCCAGGACUUCCGCAAUGGCUGGAAAGUAGUCGCUCGUGGCAUUCUUUUCCGACUGACCCUGAUCGGCUUUCCCCAAAUGGCCGUUCUGUGCCUAUGGGAGCUCACCCAGCGGGAUUCUGCAGCAGAGGUGGUCCUGGCGGUUGUCAUGUUUCUGUCGAUUAUCGCUGCUCUGGGCUGGGCAGCCCUCAAGGUGCUACGCUUAGCGAAUCGGUCAACGGCGAUGCACAAAAACCCGGCUUAUAUUCUCUUUUCUGACCCGACCUGUCUGAACAAGUGGGGUUUCUUGUAUGUGCAGUAUCGAGCAACUGCAUACUACUUUAUUCUUCCCUUCCUGGGAUACAUCUUCGUUAAGGGCAUGUUUAUCGGCUUGAGUCAGCCGGCCCCGGUUGUCCAAACUAUCGCCUUGGUUAUUAUCGAAGCCUGCAUGCUUAUCGCUGUUAGUGUGCUGCGCCCGUGGAUGGACAAGAAGACUAAUAUCUACAACAUCGCCAUCGCUGCUAUCAACUUUCUUAACGUCAUCUUCCUCCUCUUUUUCUCGAACGUGUUCAACCAACCCGGCAUUGUCACUGGUGUUAUGGGUGUUGUGUUCUUUGUUAUCAACGCGAUCUUCGCCCUUGUGCUCUUGAUUAUGGUGCUUGUCGCUUCUAUCUAUGCCAUUGUAUCCAAGAACCCGGACACACGCUAUCAGCCGAUGAGAGAUGAUCGGGGGUCAUUCAUCAAGUCGGGCAGCCAGCUGACAACCGAAUUGGACGCUCUGGGUGCGACUGCGCGUGGUGACGUGAAGGAUUCGCCCUAUAAGUCCAGUCCUUUUGAGGAUGACAACGCCUCUUUUUCCAGCGGCAACGGGGCUAGCGUCAGCCGUCAGAACCUCGAAGCGCCCGACCCUUCGCCGAACCACGCAGCGCGCUCGCCAGCCUCCCCCGUGGACCCCUCGUUGCCGCUGUUCCCCAGCGACAACCGCAACGGCUCGCACGAUGCCAACUUUGGGCGAUCACCAUCGCCUGUCCCGCGUGGCUACACCUCAUCCCCAAUGCAAAACCCACACGCAUACCGCCAACAAAACAAUCCGAGUCCAUGGCAAAGGGGGGCAGGAUAUGAUCACUGA